This is a messenger RNA of Saccharomyces paradoxus, 831 nucleotides long. RefSeq names its product CDP-diacylglycerol-serine O-phosphatidyltransferase (gene CHO1). Gene Ontology annotation, molecular function: phosphotransferase activity, for other substituted phosphate groups. Bases 1 to 831 code for a protein of 276 amino acids. Gene Ontology annotation, biological process: phospholipid biosynthetic process. NCBI's taxonomy places the organism in Eukaryota, Fungi, Ascomycota, Saccharomycetes, Saccharomycetales, Saccharomycetaceae. Gene Ontology annotation, cellular component: membrane. The transcript has a single exon. The record is from RefSeq and is a predicted model, not a curated record.
AUGAUUGAAUCAGAUGAAGAUUUCGCACCUCAAGAAUUCCCACACACAGACACAGACAUUAUCAUAGAUGAACGCAGAGACGAAAAUGAGGGGUAUUCCUCAGACGAAGUUGGCGGUACAUUGAGUAGAAGGGCCUCGAGUAUAUUUUCCAUAAAUACAACACCAUUAGCUCCCCCAAAUGCUACUGAUAUACAAAAAUUCACAAGUGACGAACACCAUUUCAGCAUGAUGAGGAAUUUACAUAUGGCAGAUUAUAUUACUAUGCUGAAUGGAUUUUCUGGCUUUUACUCUAUUGUGAGUUGCCUUAGAUUUACGCUUACGGGUAAACCUCAUUACGUUCAGCGUGCCCAUUUUUUUAUCCUAUUGGGUAUGUGUUUCGAUUUCCUUGACGGUAGAGUAGCACGUCUGAGAAAUAGGUCUUCCCUGAUGGGUCAAGAACUGGACUCUUUGGCCGAUUUGGUCUCCUUUGGUGUGGCUCCGGCUGCAAUUGCUUUUGCCAUUGGUUUCCAAACCACAUUUGAUGUCAUGAUUUUAUCAUUUUUUGUUCUUUGCGGCUUGGCGAGAUUAGCAAGGUUUAAUGUCACCGUUGCUCAAUUACCAAAAGAUUCCACCACAGGUAAGUCUAAAUAUUUUGAGGGAUUACCAAUGCCAACUACUCUAGCUUUGGUUUUGGGCAUGGCAUAUUGUGUCAGAAAGGGUUUCAUUUUUGAUAACAUCCCAUUCGGAAUUUUCAGAGAAGAUCAAAUAUUGGAAUUUCAUCCAAUUAUUUUAGUAUUUUUUAUCCAUGGGUGUGGAAUGAUCUCAAAGAGCUUGAAAAUUCCAAAGCCAUAG